GCAAGGCUUUUUUUUUUGUUCCUGCUAUUAACGUGAGAAGCUGAGUGAGUAAUAACAAAUGCCUAACUCUUUGCAGCUGGGAAGUGCAACACGGUACUGCAGUGCAAGAUUUACUCACUAACUAUACCAACGUAGUUUUUUUUAAACAUGGAAGAAGAUUCCGAGUGGGUAGUGGAGACCAUUGCUGGAUAUCUCGGCAGUCCAGAUUGGGUUAUACCCGUAACCGACUUUAUCGAACAGAAAUGUACAGUAUUUGAUGAUGAGGAUGAAAAUAAACUGGCCUAUACAGAAGUCCAUCAGCAGUACAAGGAAAUGGUAGAAAAACUGUUGGAUAGUUAUACCAAGGAGGUUGGUAUCGGUGAAGAACAGUUUUUGGAAGCCUGCACAUCUCCACUGGCACAGUCAAAGACACUACAGAACGUGUUUUGGCCAGUACUGGCUGCAGAAGACUUUGAAAUGUUUAAAUCUCUAAUGAUUCAGAAGAAUGUGGAGCUGCAGCUGCAGGCACUUCGUGUGAUCAAGGAGGAGAAUGGUACACUGCCUGAGUGUUUGACAGAUGGUGUGGACAUGAUAUCUCAGUUAGAACAGCAGGAGCUCAGAAUACUGAAAGAAGUGCUGAAGAGAUCAAAAGAUGAAUAUGAGCAGGAUCUGGCAAAAAAAGGUUUCUCAGAGGAAGAAUCUGGGUCUUCUUCAAGCAGCAACUUACCGGAGAGCAAAGAUCAACAUGAAACCUGUCUGAGAAGGCAUUCAGAAAAAGAAAGGGAACACACACAGAAAGUGUGCAAUGCCCAAGUAAAAACUGUGGAGAAGAGAGCAGCAGUUUGUGACUCCCACACUGAUGAUGCAGGAAACAAGAGUCUCACCAAAGUCUGUAUGCAACCAAGUGGAAAGCUACUGCCAGGGCGAAGCAGCAUUGGGAGUAGCAGUGCCAAUAGUAAAGUCCUUGCACCAGUCAAAGCCCCAGUCAACGGGUCCGAGCUCAGUCCAGCAUCCACCUCCUCAGCCCACAAGAAGAGCAGCAAUGAGGCUGCAGAGGCUUGGUUAGAAGAGGCCAGGAAGGAGGCAGGGAUAUCUAGGCCUUUCACUGAGCUGUCAGCAGAUCAGCAAGAGCAGCUUCAGCAGCGAGCAGAGUACCUGAAACAGCAGCGGGACAAACUUCUCGCCAUGAAGAAAGAGCAGAGACCUAAACCGACCCAUACUGAAUCAGCAGAGCAGCCUUCAAUAUUGACAUCUGUUAGCAAGCAGGAAAUUUCCGAAGAUGUGAGAAAGAUGAUUCAGCAACGAAAGAACCUGGCAGAAAAGCUUAAACAAGAAGUAAUCAAAAAGUAACAAAUGGGAUAGUCUGUUACACUGACAUUAAAAGGCACCUGUGGACUUCUGAUUUCCUGAACUUCCUUUGGUUUAUUUAGUGCCAGAAAUGUGGUGUGAGGAAUGCAGUAUUGUACAAUACCUGACAUUACUUGCCCAUCUGUAUAGACAUUUAAGUGUAUGCUGCUUAUGGAAAAAAUAAAAUAGUAUAUUACAUAUUUUUUAUAGAGGUCUCAAAUAGCUUUAAACCACAUUUGGAUGUGAAAACUAAAGCAAAUAGCUUAUGUUACUGUUCAUAUGUUUAAAUUUAUAAUACUUAAUCAAAGUUAAAAUGAACUGUAGUCCUUGAGCAUUUCCACAUCUGUAACAAGUGUUAGCAACUUUGUUGAAAGAAUCUUCAUGUUCUAAUUUACCUUACCAAAAAUCUUGACCUGUAUUUCAGAUUUCAGUUAACUUAUAGGUGUUGGUUCCAUUAUUAAUGAAUAAGAGAUGAAGCUGAAACUAUACAUUUUGGUUUUGUUGUGGGUGUUUUUUUUAAUGUAAUUUUUUUAAACUUGUGGAACCUUUUAAAAGGACUGUAAAAAAUAGGUACAUUUUCAAUUACUAUACUGUUACAUUACAAAAUUUGUACACCCUAAAGCGGGAGGAAAGAAAGUGGGGUUCCUAGCAGUUUAACCAAGAGGUUUCUUUGAGACACUGUGACAAUUGGAAUACUGUAUAUGUAAAAGUUGCUCUUGCUUUUUUUUCUGUAUCUGAUUUUAAUGGACAGAAAUUCAAAGUUCCUAUGGUUCUAUUGUGUUGCAUUGGUGUAGUUUUUAUUGGUUGUGAAGAAAGUGAUUUUUACAAGGUGAAUGGGAGCCAUGACCAUACCACCAUAAAACUGGUUCCUGCAUGUAAACUUGUUGGCAUACUCUAGAGUGUUAAGAUAGUUGGAAUAAUGUUGGAAUACUGUAGAGUGUUAAGAUAAGACCAGCACUCCAGAUAAGGUUUUGGGUCUGGGAGUAACUUACCCUUUAAUUUUAACAGAGUAAAAUGUAUUUUCAGGGGGUAAAAUACAACAUUACCUUUGUAUGAGUAGCCUCGAUAAUUUCUGUACCAUCUUUAAUGGUAACUGGUUGGCAUUAAAAAAUAACCUAAAAAGUUAGUUAUAAAAUAGUUUAAUAUUAGGCACCUUUUUGUAGCAGCUGUCUGACAAUGGUUCCUGUUGGAUUUGUAGCUGGAUGGGGGUGUUUGCUUCAACCAGUGUAGCUUCACAUUUUUCUUAUUCUUACUGUGAUUGUUUGCAAAGAUAACAGGGCUAGCCAGAGAUUGGCUAAAGUUAGUUAGGUUGUUUUUUUUCUUGUGUAGUUUCCUAGUAUAUGAAGACAUUGUACUCUGGGAGAUGGAGUUGGUUAAUAGGAAUUUUAGGGAAGGCAGGCAAGCUGUGCAGCAAAAUUGCUAUGCAUAUUUUUACACAUGAAAUAGAUGUUUGUAUUUCUGAUUUUUUUUAAUACACAAAAAUAUCAGGUAUGCAGCUUAUCUGGACUGCUGGAUAGGACCCAUCCCAUCAUUGUGAUGGAUUUCUGUACCAGGUUUGGCCUAUUCUCCCAAACAAGUUUGUAUGAUGGGGUCUGCCUACAUUUGCAACAGGCUUUUACUAAUCGCAACAUUAAAAUGAACGAAUAAAUAAAUAAUAAAUCAAUCAAUCAUCUAAAA
Polyodon spathula (Mississippi paddlefish) is the source of this 3003-nucleotide messenger RNA. Its product is annotated as cilia- and flagella-associated protein 36-like. Bases 148 to 1329 code for a protein of 393 amino acids. Gene Ontology annotation, cellular component: axoneme; ciliary base. The transcript is spliced from 10 exons. NCBI's taxonomy places the organism in Eukaryota, Metazoa, Chordata, Actinopteri, Acipenseriformes, Polyodontidae. The record is from RefSeq and is a predicted model, not a curated record.